Molecule: messenger RNA, 1384 nt
Organism: Coffea arabica (coffee)
Lineage: Eukaryota; Viridiplantae; Streptophyta; Magnoliopsida; Gentianales; Rubiaceae
Source: RefSeq, a predicted model, not a curated record
UUUCCGUGAAGGGUUGCUUCCAAGUUCCAACUAGCCAACCACAAACGGCUCUGUUCCUUUUAGCUCUUUCUUCUUCAACCUAGCAUCAUUGCUACUAUGAACUUUCACUCUCAUAUUGUUUUUCCAGCCAAGAAUUUCGUUGGAGCUGAGGAACCUUCAACCUAGACUAAACUGUUCUUCCAUCUGGUUAAUUCACGACAUGCUUUUCGUUUCAACUGUUUUUCCUUUUUGAGGUCCGCUUCGGUGAAAAGGGGUAACCGGUUCUUUCUGAUAUGAAACUCUUAAACGUUUUUCUUUUCCCAAUUUUAUUGGUUCAAAAGAAGUAAAAUUGUUGUAUGAUUAGGAGCCAUAAAUAAGUUGAAUCUGCGUUUUGACCUGAGGCAGAUCGAAUAUGUCUACUUCUUGGCACAAAUACGAACUGGUAGACGGCUCAGAUGACCCUGAAGACAUCCCAUUAGUCGCAGUCAAUGAGAAGCCCGUUUGUAGGAUAUGCAAGUGUCACCCUUCAGUCCUUGAUGAACUUGGAGAAAAGGGAAAGCUCCAAGUGUCGCACCCCAGAUUUGGCCCAUUUUACCGUGAAGACGAAUCCGAGGUCAGUGGAAAGAAGGAAGCGUGGGAUAAAGUACUGGAAAAAUCUGGAGGCGGGAACAGAAACAGAACCAUAGAAAAUUACUUGUUUGCAACGAGAAGGGUAGAGAAAAGAGCCAGAGCUAGUUAUGCUGAUGCUGGGGGAGUCGUGCGUAACUUGACAGAGUCUCAGUUCCGGUGGAUGAUGAUUGAAGAUGGUUGCUUCUUCCUCCAGUUGGCAUUAUUCAUCCUCGGAGCUUCUUCCGAGCAACUGGGUUAUCCCGGCAAUCACAUUAUCUUUGGCAACAAAAAGAAGAAAGAGGAUGUCAACAGGUGGAUUGAGGCGAUGUUCUUUGUUGGGAAUCAAAUUCCACUUGUGGUGCUCAAUGAAUUUAUGAAGCAAAGUUUUUUCCAGGAUAUACUAAAAGUAGUAAACUGGGAAACCCCAUCACAACUGCCCAAGAGGAUCUUGUAUGAGUUGCUUGUUCUGCCUGCUCGAGAACAUGUUACCAAUCAAACUGUUGCAUCACCAAAGCCACGGGGUGAAGAGCGGCAGCCUACUGACUUGCUUCAUGCGCUCCACUCAUUCAUGCUUGAUCCAGCACGAAGUUUAAGCAAUGUCAACCUCGUUGAAGCUGACACAGGGGAUGUUGAUUUGGGGGACAUCGGGGGAGUCCAUGGGACCAAGGACUUGACUCUUAGCGCCUCCGAGUUGAAUAAGAAGGGAAUCCGUUUUAGGAAAGUGAAAGAGAACUAGUUUUCAAAAGCCUGAAGCAUUACGAGGAGAGUCAACAACAGGGCAAGAGCAAACGCGAGG